AUGAAACCCCAACAACCCCGGCCCCCCUCCACCAUCAAAAAGAGAAGAAGUUAUACGCAGAAGUCUCUCACCUCAUGGGUCAAGCACGCUUCAACCCGGAAGCACAGCAGUGACGGUUUGAACAACAACGGCGGGGCCGAAACCUCUACUUCCGGACCCCCUUGCCCCCCGGACAUACCCUCCCCGACUGUCAAUAAGGCCAAGACGUCCAAAGACGACGACGACGACGACGAUGCCUUCUUCGACGACUUAUCCACCGACGAGGAACGAGGUCUAGUCAGCCUCUUAGACAGCAUAGAGUCCAUCACUUCCCCUCCUCCUCAUCCUCCUCGAAUCGCCACACCCCCAACCAAGGCUUCCAAUCCGUCUGCUGCUGCCGCUCUCAAAACACCCGACACCAGUCCCAACACCAGCUUCACAAAUAGUCUCCCCACCCCAUCCACCACCACCUCCAUCUCCACAUCUCGAACACUCUUCCCCGUCGGUGAUGGUCGCAAGCGCAAACGCGAGAAUGUGAGCUUCCAAGACGCUCCUCCAAGAAAGAUGCAGACGCCCGUCACCCCCGGUACACCUGGUGCUGCCGGCACUGCUCCCCGUCGUCAGGCUCAUCGUCCCCCCUCGCCCAACGGUACUCGUAGGCCGCCGCCGGACGGAGACGUCCCACCCGGGCGCACCAUUAACAGUGUCACGGACAUCCCGAAGCUCCACGACGUCCCCGUGAAAGUCCGCACGGGCGUAUCCAAGGACCUCACACAGUCGGCGUACCAGGCCCGCGACAGCGCCGCACUCGAACAGGAGAAUGAGAAGCUCAGGUCUGAGAUCGACCGUCUCAGGAAGGAGAUCGAGACCCAGGACCGUUUGCUCACCACGACAAGGGCCGCCCUUCACAGGGCCACUAUGAAUGGCUGA
This is a messenger RNA of Geosmithia morbida, 909 nucleotides long. RefSeq lists its product as uncharacterized. The coding region runs from base 1 to 909 and encodes 302 amino acids. The record is from RefSeq and is a predicted model, not a curated record. The transcript has a single exon. NCBI's taxonomy places the organism in Eukaryota, Fungi, Ascomycota, Sordariomycetes, Hypocreales, Bionectriaceae.